AUGAAAGCUGCCAUAACUCGCCAAAUAACCAAGCAAAUUUCCAUUGUAGAAAAGUAAUCAAAUCAGACUGCACAAGGUUCCAAUUAACUGCAAUUACAACAACAGAUGAUUAGUGAUGGUAACCCACCACUAAGUACCUCUGUAGCCAAGGCAAAUGAUAUUACAAAGCAAUACCUUCAGCUAGGGCAAUAAGAUGUUACUAUCAGCUCAUAAAAUAAUAAAGGAUAAGAAGAGGAAAGCAUAUUUACUAAGGUGAAGGCAAAACUUUUGGAAUUCGAAUAAAAGGAAUAAUAAUAUGAGAGUUUCAAAGAUGCCUCUAUUAAAAAAGAUGCUACUGAAGAUCUAGAUGAGUUGAAAUCUAAAAGUAAAAAUUCAGAAAAAAGAAAGAGGAAGAGCUCAUUUACUAUGAAGACACUUCAAUAAGAAAGACAAGAUUUCAUUACAUCCCUUAGAUCGAAUUUCAAGUUCAUUGUGGGCAUAAAUAAUAAACAAACUAUUAGAGAUGAAAAGGGUCUCCUGAAGAAUAAGGAGUGGAGAAUAGACAGCAAUAUAGAGAAAAAGAUUAUUAAACCUACCCAGAAGAUCACAUACUGUAUGAAUAACAUUGACAAGUUAUUGAGUGAGAAUAUUAAUUUUCAAAGCUAUAUGGAUACAUUACGAAGAUCGAAACCAUAGAUGAGCCCACUGGACAAUUUCAAGAACGGAGUUUCGGCAGCAGUAGCUAUUGUAGAGAUAACUAAUGACAUUGGGGAAUCAUUGAUAAAUUAAAAAAUAAAAAUUAAUAAAGCAAACAGAGAGAAAUCUCAUUAGAACUAAGCCAAAGCUCAAAAUCUAAAUUAAACAAUAAAUCCCAAUGAUAUGAAGACAACAUCAGCUAGAAUACCUUAGAAAUAUUAUGGAGUCCUUGGAUCUACGGUUGUAAGUUCACCUAGAGAUCAAUUUCUGAAUAAGCAUCAAAUAGCAAACAGGAGUUACAAUUAAUCAUUCCUAAAAAAUGGCUAAGGCAAUAACACUAUUGCUUAUCAAUAGAAUCAAUCACAAGUAACUGAAAGCUUACCGCAAGUGAAAUUCAAUAUGAAUCAACUAAAUACAACUAAAAAUAUUUAGAGGGAUCAUGAUUCAACUAUGGAAAGAUUCACAGACGAAUUUCUUAAGAAUUCAGAGGAUAUUUAAAAUGUUAAGCAUCUUGAAAAACUCAAGAAACAAAUGAUUUUCUCUAAGUCUCUAAAUUUCAAGAGAAGAAAGCAUUAGAAAAAUCAGUCUAUUAUAGCUGAUGCUAAUUAGUCUCUACUCUAAAAGUGUGAUGUUUAUCAAAAAGAUUUCAGCAAACUCAUUAAGAGAAUGAAAAACAACAAAAAAAGUCUCUCUCCUUUAAAGUAAAACUCUAUGGUCUUUAAUAGAAGCUUAUUUAGUAGAGAUGUUAUGAUGGAGCAGGCCUAUAAAAACGAGGGUAAAACUAUUAAAAAUAAGGGUUAAAACAGGUAUCAUAACUUAGUUUACUUGGAGAAUUAAGAUUCACCCAUUGUCAAAGAAUCCACUGCUACCACAAGUCGUAAAAUUAGAAGAAAAAAGAAGUCGCUUACUAAAAAAAGCCAGCAAAGUGAUGUUGAAGAAUCUAAGGAAUUUAGCAAAGAUGGUGGAUACAACUAUUCAAUAGAUAGAGCGCAAACAUUUAAAUUUAGAGUUGAAGAUACUAAUCAAAGUCUAACAAAUAACAACAUGAGAGACUCACUUGAUUUAAACCAGAAUACUGCAGAUUAAGUGCCUAAGUCUAAAUUUGAUAAUACCUCAACUUAGCAUAGCAAAUACAUGAUCAAUAAGGACUCAUUUAAUCAUUUAAUAGAGAAAGACAUAUCAAGCAAAUUUGCUAAAUAGGAUGCAUCAUAGUUGAAUGUUGAACGACUGACAAGAGAAACAGAAGUAGCUAGAAUGAGGAGUAUGUAGGGUAGCAGACACACAACUAGCAUAGAGGCUUAAACUCUAUAAAACGACAUCGAUGAUAGCAUGAGAAAGUAAAAACUUAAAUCUUAGUUAGGUGAAAGAGUAUAAAAGAAUCGUUUGAGUCAGCAAAGGCAAUCUGAAGAAUAUGAGAUUAAUAACUCAAUUAAUAUAUAGUGA
Molecule: messenger RNA, 2118 nt
Organism: Stylonychia lemnae
Lineage: Eukaryota; Ciliophora; Spirotrichea; Sporadotrichida; Oxytrichidae
Source: the annotation of a GenBank genome assembly